AUGGCCACCAAAUCGACAUGGAGGCAUCUCUUCGUCUUCACCAAAUCAUCACAUAUCGGUACCUUGGUAGCUGCAGUUUCAGUAUGUGCGGCCACGGCUGGUCUCAAGACAAUAUUGGCCGUCUUUUUGGGCAAAAUAUUUGAUGUCAUUAGUGACUUCGGCACUGGAAAAAAGACUGGCAGCGAGGCUAUGGACGGCGUCAGAGACUGGUGUCUCGUUCUCGUAGGCGUCGGGUUUGGCAACUGGUUGGUUAAUUCGAUUUUCCUCGCUCUAUGGAUCGUCUUCGGUGAGCUUCAGGCUGCCAGUGUCCGUGAGGACAUGCUUGCCAGUCUGAUCCGUUACGAACUGUCCUGGUUUGACUACCAGGAGCAAGGCGUCUCUAGUCUUCUUGUUCGCAUUCAGACACAGACUCGGGAGCUUCAGCUUGCCACUUCCCAACUAUUCGGCCUCUUCGUCUCGGACACGAUGACUUCUCUGGCCUCGUUCGGAUUGGCAGUUUACUACUCGUGGAGGCUCACUCUUGUCCUCCUUGCGACGCUCCCUGUCUCUCUCGCCAUUCUGACCCUCGUCACCAGGCCGCUCGAGCCGGCUAUCCAAGAACAAAGAAGGCAUCUGGCUUCGGCCUCGAAGCAUGUCACGUCAUCCGUCACCGCCGUUGAUCUUGUCAAUGUCUUUAACGGCCACGACUAUGAGCUGCGGCAAUAUACCACAUCCAUACGCCAGGCCGCCAGGGCCUAUCUCAUACAAGCCCGUUGUAACUCGAUCCAGAUGGGCUAUGUUUCUUUCUGGGUCAUUGCCAUAUUUGCAGUUGGAUUCUGGUAUGGCCUCUCUCUGGUCCAAGAUGGACUUCCGCCUGGAAGUAUCCUGACUACCUUCUACGCCACUUUGGCCUCCUUCCAGGGAGUUGAGUCUCUCAUGCCCCAUUGGCUCGUGCUGUCCAAGGGAAUGUCGGCAGGUGCUUUUCUCAAGGCCGUCGUCACUGAAAAUUCAAUGAGUGGCCCACAGAGACAGAAGCAGCAAAGUACGGGAGGUAUGAUACCUGGAAACUGCUCUGGGCGUGUAGAGCUGUCAAAUGUUUCCUUUGCUUAUCCCUCUACACCAGACAACCAUGUCGUCAGCCGUGUGUCCCUGAUUUUUCCCGCUGGAGAAACUAUAUUCAUCGUCGGUAAAAGCGGAUCUGGGAAGAGUACCAUCGGCAGCCUCGUUGCCAAUCUAUACGAACCCCUGGCCGGUAAUAUUCAGGUUGAUGACAGGCCUAUGAGAGCGCUUGAUCUCGAGUGGGUUCACAACAACAUUACUCUCGUCCAGCAGACGAGCGCAUUUUUCAACGAUACUAUCUUCCAGAACGUGGCUCUCGGAAGCCAUGACCCCAAUUCGGUAACUGAACAGCAGGUCCUGAGUGCCUGCAAGGCUGCCAUUUUGCAGCCCACCAUCUCAGCGCUACCUCAGGGACUCCAAACCAAUGUCGGCCCCGACGGCCAUACUCUCAGCGGAGGCCAGAAGCAGCGGUUAAAACUCGCCCGAGCAUUUAUGCGAGAUGCUCCCGUCAUGGUUCUAGAUGAGAUCACCAGUGGUCUGGACCAUGUCACGCGUUCCCUGGUCUUCGACUCGAUCCGCUCCCGGCGCCGCAACAAGACGACAAUCUUCAUCACCCACGAUACCUCACAGAUUGGAGAUGACGACUUUGUGUAUGUCAUGGAAGAUCACCAAGUCGUCCAGGAGGGCCUCAAGAAAGAUCUCCUUCGACAUCAAGGUGGCCACUUUGAGGCCCUGGCAACAAGAGACACUGCCAUCACGACUAACGUCAAAAACCCUCUAACUCUUACCAUUGACGUUAAGUCUACUGAUACUGCUCACCUGAGCACCCUGUCACCAUCUACGCCGAUGGUACGCACGAAGUCCUCUCGUGUGGCUGAUUAUCUACUUGAUAGGCUCGACAGCAGAGCUCUCACCCCUGGGAACCCCCAUAUGUCAAGUCGGAUACCUAGCAUCGGCCCUUCUAUGGACUAUGUGGUGCAACCAAGAAGGGACGACACCAUACGGAUGCCAGCUGAUAGUCGCAGCCGUUCAUCACCGCCACCCGAUCCGGACCAUGCUCCUGGGGAAUGGACAAAUGAAACCAAGCGUUUCUCCAGAUAUCUCUCAGACAAAUUCUCUCUCGGCAAUGACCAGCGCGAUCUUCAUAAUUCCGUUACUCCUUCGGCUACCUUCUUCCCUCAUAAGACCUCUCAAGAAAAUCUCCUCCGUCACUCGUUCACAAGCGGCUUCUCCUUCUCCCAGCAUAACAGUGUACCGACUUCCCUGGAUCUAGAGGCGGGUGCCAUAGAAAUGGCAUUCGGUCAAAUCGACAUACAAAGGCCGGCACAAGAUGAGGAAACAUCACGCUUCUCCUUGACAAACGAAGAACCCUACCAAUGCAAUGAGGAGGGCCACGACGGCGACCACAAUUAUGAUAGAGACGAGCCCCCACUUGAUGACGACUUCCCAAAGCCGAAAGCCAUCAAAAAGAGGGAUUCGAUAUUUACCACAUUGAAAACAGUGUGGCCAGGUAUCGGGCCACGAGACAAAGCCACCUUAAUCAUUGGAGUCAUAUCCAGCAUAAUCGGAGCCGCAGCAAUACCGGCCUUUUCGUACUCAUUUGCACAGCUUCUCAGCGUCAUGACAGCCCCCGGUGACAAGGUUAGCAGUGGAAAGGAGUGGGCAGGUAUCAUGUUAGCUCUUGCCCUGAUCGAUGGAGCCUGCUGGGGUGGAAGUCGGUAUCUUCUUGAGCGUGUGGGAGAGUCUUGGGUCAACAGUAUACGUACUGAGGCACUUCGGCGAAUCCUCCUGCAGCCCAUGCCGUGGUUUAGACGAUCUAGUAACUCUCCAAGUCGCAUAAGCGAAUGCCUGGACCGCAACGCCGAGGAAAUGCGCAACAUUGUCGGCAAGUUUAUACCCAUCAUCGUGGCCGUGGCGAUUAUUGUCUGUGUUUCUGUCCUCUGGGCACUUGCCGUGUCGUGGAAACUGGCACUCGUCACCCUGACACCAUAUCCGGCUAUGUUGGGCGCGGUCAAGAUCUUUACCAUACUCAGCAGCAGGUGGGAAGCUCAGUGCAAUGAGGCGGCAGAGGAAGUAAGUGCCACGGCGACUGAGAUCCUAGUCAACAUACGCCUUGUGCGAACCUUUAACCUCGAGCACUACUUCUCCCAGCGGUACCAGCAAGGCAUCAGCCGCACGCUUCUCGUGGGCUUCAAGAGGGCUCUCUUCACAUGCGGCGCAUACGGACUGUACCAAUCCCUAAACUAUGCCAUGACAAGCCUUGCCUUUUACUACGGCACCCUUCUACUUGCCGACAAGAAGGAACUAGAUGUGGCCGAUGUGAUUCAAGUCAUCAACCUAUCACUCUUUAGCAUCGGUACGGCCACAGGAAUCCUCAGCAGCAUCCCUCAGCUCACCAUGGCCCAAGCCACGGCAUCCCGGAUCAUUUCUUACAUCAACAUGUCGACAGAGCCGCCUGAGGGCCAAAAAGGCAGCACCAAGCUCGUAACGCCUCUUCCCGUAACUAUGAAGAGUUUGUCGUUCUCACGCAAUCGAAACAUCGUCCUGCAUGGGGUAUCACUCGACAUUCAACCGGGUCGUUGCACUGCCAUAGUCGGCCAUUCCGGCUGUGGAAAGUCAACGAUUCUAUCACUUAUACUCGGUCUUGAAGCCGUCAACGCAGACGGCUUGGAAUAUGCCUCCGUUCCCUCCAAACACGUCGACGUGGGUAAUAUGCGCCGUCACCCAGGAAUGAUGUCGUAUGUACCACAGGCGUCAUUUCUUUUCCCGGCCUCAAUAUCGGAUAACAUCACGUACGGGCUGCCAGUGGACUCUACGCUGCGCCAUCCAGAAAACGUCGCAGACGCUGCUCGCACCGCCAGCAUUCACGACUGGAUCGUUUCCCUGCCACAGGGAUACGAUACCCUCGUUGGCGACGGCGGUCAAACAGUUUCGGGUGGACAGGCACAGCGUCUGAGCAUUGCGCGCGCCCUCGUACGGCACCCAUCUCUCUUGGUCCUGGAUGAGCCGACGAGUGCGCUAGACGCGGAGAAUGCAGCAGUCAUACAGGAGACGGUUCGCAACGCUCAUGGGGCUGAUAGGGCAGUCAUUUUUGUCACGCAUAGCAGGAAAAUGAUGCAGGCAGCGGACUAUAUUAUUAUGCUUGGUGAAGGUGGCGUCGUUCUCCAGCAGGGAAAGUAUAAUGAAUUGGUAAACGCGAGGGGUCCGUUUGCUCAUCUAGUUGGAUCAAAUGAUGAUGUUGUAUGA
Messenger RNA from Geosmithia morbida, 4284 nucleotides. Its product is annotated as ATP-binding cassette, subfamily B (MDR/TAP), member 1. Bases 1 to 4284 code for a protein of 1427 amino acids. Lineage: Eukaryota; Fungi; Ascomycota; Sordariomycetes; Hypocreales; Bionectriaceae. Gene Ontology annotation, cellular component: membrane. The transcript is spliced from 3 exons. Gene Ontology annotation, molecular function: ATP binding; ATP hydrolysis activity; ABC-type transporter activity. Gene Ontology annotation, biological process: transmembrane transport. The record is from RefSeq and is a predicted model, not a curated record.